AUGGGCCAUAGUGGCCAGAGAUGCCCCUCCAACCCUCCCCCCCCAGAGCCUGCUGCUAGCACUUCGGGAGAGCGACCCCCGAUAAGUCCAGAUAACACCAUCUUCAAUGACGUCACUCCAGAAUCUAUUGAUCAGUUAGCAGCCGAAUAUGGACUAUGCAAGCGAUUUUCUCAGGUCCGGGGUAUUGGAGCCGAUGCCAAGGAUGAUGAUUUGUCUCCGGCCCGAAUGAUCACUGUCGUCGACGUCACCGGCCUUUAUGAAUUUCCAAUUGUAUGGUGCAAAUGCAGUGUGCGACAUGCCCCUCACGAGCAACUACUUCGUAUGAGGCUUUAUCCAGCUUCCCAGGACCGCCCGCAGACAGUCUUCACCUUUGAUGUACUUGACCACUUCCUCCUUGCAAAUAUGGAAACAAAGGUACCUGCAAACGCCUACUUUCGGAUGCUCAUGCGCAUCACCGACGAGGCAUAUCCCGACCUUGUGCCGGAUCGCUAUCGGGAGCUGGCCCGAUGCGCUCGGCAAUGGCUUCGAUUGACGUCGCGUAAGCGACAUGGUCACGGUUACGGAGAAGAUGAAGAUGCUCCAGGGUCGUUAGCAACCCCUUGUGUUGCAUGCCCGCGGCCAGGCAUUAAUGCUCCGGCAAAGCCUGAUAGCUCGGUACCGUCAUGGCUCAGUUAUCUCCAUCUGGUGGUGGAUGGUAAUUUCAAACAGCAGAACUUUCGAAUGAGAAAACCCGAGAAUGAUGUGCCGCUCACCGAUGGCCUACAGUAUACCGUCAAGAAAUCAGAAUAUGAAGCACAUCUGGCUACUGUAGACGAGGUUUCUCAGCGUUCCACCUGCAAUGAUCAUCGGGCGGUCUCUCAGGCUAAUAGCCGGCGGGCACAUUUGCUGUAUACCGGGUUGGCGGGUGUCGCUUGUGCGAGGCACGGCUUCUGGAUAUCAAACGCAAUAGUUGACCUCCUGCUUGGAGAGCGACAAAUUAGCAUUGAUGCCAUCACAACUCGAGCCAUCUGGCUGGCAGCUAAUCUUGCCGGUGUCGUCCUUUUCUAUGACAUCAUUUGCCAGUACUUUGUCAAGUUCUUUGACCGCGUCAAAAAUAGCCCCUUGUUAUCGCUGCCCGACGGACCCGUUGUCAUCCCUGCAAUCGGGCUUUUUCAUGUCCAUGGGCAUCAAGAUCAGUGCGUCGCAUAUUUUUCCCCUGACUUCAUUAGAGGGGUCGGCAAAGUCGCCGGCGAGAUGAUUGAGUCCAUGUGGCCGCCUUUAAACAACAUCGCCGACAGUGCAAGGCACAUGGCGGAGUCUGGGCGGCGGGAUCUCAUCAAUGGCCAUAUGGAUUGGGAAAACAUGAGGAAAAUGUAUAACUCAGUGAAGUACUGCUGCACCCGAUUCUUGGAUGUCUUAGACCUCCUCGAGCGAGCAACAAAACAAUACGUAACCAUCACGAAUAAGUGUGCACCGGAGGAGGUCGAAAGAUGGACACAGAUGCUUGAUAAAGCUUAUGAAGAUCGCACCCACGAUAUCAAAGCAAACGAAGUCUUCAAUGUUAAGAUCAGCAAAUUGCCCUCUCGCGCCGAGAAUGAAGGCCAGCUCGCAAACUCCAGCAAGGUCAAGCAGCGUCGUGGGGCAAACAAAGCAGUUGUUUGGGUCAGCAAAGGCAUUGAUAUCUUGCAGUUGCAAAUCAAAGCAACUGUGCUAAAGCGACGGAUUCGCGACAAAGAGAGAGGAACCGAUGCAAAAACACUGGCGGCCGAUCGCAAACAGCUGCGGAAGCUCAUACCGGCAUUCCUUGCUGAGUCUGCUCGUUUCUUGGGAGCGCUAGCUGAUGAGGUCGCCGAUGAAUCGUCCCACGGCGAUGCUGGGGACGAUGACUGGGAUGACAUUGCCGACAUGCCAACGCCUGAGGAUAUCUCUAUUAAGCUGCCCUCUGCAUUUGGAAGGCGAGCCUGCUUUGACAACGGCCUAGAGUACCUAGUGGAUAUAGAAGCUGAACUUAGGCGUGGCCAGGCCCACGACGCCUUGGAGAAAACUCGGUCUUAUAUCGGCAAGAAGUCCGUUCUUUAUCGGACCGACAUACGUCAAGCCAAAGGAAGCCAGAAACUAGGGAAGGCAGCGCAGGAUGUUGUUGACAUCCAGAAUAGCAAAAUUGCCACCCAACGCGAAACCUACAACAAUGCGCGGAAGGCUAUGAUCGCUCUUGCUGAGUCUCCAGAUGACAUUGCCAUGUAUAAAGAGCUCACCUUCUCCGACUUGGAGGCACGGACCUCGACGCUUAAUCCAGCUGAACGUGGACUGCGCGAUGAAGGGCUCCCAUGGAUAUGGACGAUGGAUAUCCAAGAGGCGCUGGCAGGAAAGAGCGGCGAUGAGGUUCUGAAUGAAUUUUAUCGACUUCACUGGAUGAAGGCAAAAUGUAGGAAAGAUCGCGCAGAAGAAGAGAUUGUCAUCCUCCGCCACGAGAUGGAGCGUAUUCCCCUCAGCUUUGCUCAUGAAGCUAAGGAAUGGGACCGACGUGCAGCUAAGGCUGGCGAUAACCGGCCUGGACAUGUUGCCCAUGCGAGAAGGCAACGCAAGCACUGGGAGAGAUUGGCGCAAAUGGCUAACUCCAGUUUUGCAAGACUCCUCGCAAAGCAUCCCCCUCCUUCCUAUAUCAAUCUUUGGCUACCUGCCCAGGAACCUGUGACUGCAACCGCAGCAACAGCGGGCGCCGACACAGAUGAUAACUUCUUCACUAAUCUGAACAUCACCCGCACUGAUUAA
Messenger RNA from Coniophora puteana RWD-64-598 SS2, 2751 nucleotides. RefSeq lists its product as uncharacterized. The record is from RefSeq and is a predicted model, not a curated record. The coding region runs from base 1 to 2751 and encodes 916 amino acids. NCBI's taxonomy places the organism in Eukaryota, Fungi, Basidiomycota, Agaricomycetes, Boletales, Coniophoraceae. The transcript is spliced from 8 exons.